This is a messenger RNA of Brassica napus (rape), 1768 nucleotides long. RefSeq lists its product as uncharacterized. The record is from RefSeq and is a predicted model, not a curated record. The transcript is spliced from 5 exons. Bases 275 to 1537 code for a protein of 420 amino acids. NCBI's taxonomy places the organism in Eukaryota, Viridiplantae, Streptophyta, Magnoliopsida, Brassicales, Brassicaceae.
CUCUCUCUCUCUCUCUCUCUCUCUAAAAAGAGAGAAGGAACGAAGCAAAGCCCUCGCGAGCAUCAUCGCAGUACUCAUCUCUUUUUUCUCGCUUUCUCAGUCGAACAGAAGUGAAAGUGUGGUCUUCCUCUUAUCCGGCGACGUUUUAAAACUUCGGGGAGCAGGUUCGAUUGUUGUGAUUCCCUCUCUCUCUCUCUCUCUCUCUCUCUCAGCAUAUGAAGAUGGCUUGCAGAUUUGGGGGGCCUUAAUCGCGGAUCUGUUUAUCCAUGUCAAGAUGGGGAAUGCGUGUUGUGUUGCUGCUCCUGACAAAAUGGUCCUCUCAGCUGCUGAGACUGAGAGGAGGCAUUCUCCUCCUUGGAGUUUCCGCUGGGAUAAUCAUAAUCAUAAUCAUAAUCAUAAUCAUAAUCAUAAUAGAGGAGGAGGACGUGUUGCUGGUGCAGACUCCUCUCUUAGUCGUAACGAUGGGUCUGACUUCAAAUUUGAAUCUCCUUUUGUGUCUUCUUAUGGCUCCCCUAGUUUAGAUAGCUUUCAGACUCAGACAUUGCACAAAUCUCCCCCCUCAGAUCUAUCAUUUCCAACAUGUUCUUCCAUGAAUACACUCUUCGAGCAGAAAGAAAAUGUUUCAACAGAAGCUGCACCGCCUUCAUAUCCACCUCCUCCACGAUUGUCUCUUUCACUGGCUUCCCAACCAUCUUCUUUCCCACCAUCACCACUUCCUUCCCACCCUGCAAGUUCAUCCACACUUCAGCUGACUCAGCGCCGUCGUCUAUCAAAGCAACUCUCAGAUGGUCAGAUCUAUGGAAUUAACUCACUAAGCAGAAGCUCAUCAACUGAAGAGAGGCAGGGAACAACUUUCAGAUAUGAUUCUUCUCAGAGUGGACCAUCUGAAGGUUGGUCACGGCAAGCCUUUUCUGAAAUUAUGUCAUCUUCUCGCUGCAACCAGCCUUUGUCUAAUGAUAAUGACUGCUUUGGCCUUGAACGUGACAAGAUUGCCGAUCCUGGCAACCGAAUGUCCAUUCAUCAGCAGCAAACCUGUGGUGCAUGCGCUAGACCCUUGUCAGAGAAAUCCUUGUGGAGCAGCCAAAAUAUCUUUAUGACCAAUGAGCUCUCUGUGUCUGCAAUUCUAGCUUGUGGGCAUGUCUAUCAUGGUGACUGUUUAGAGCAGAUGACGCCAGAAGUCGAUAAGUUCGACCCAUCAUGCACAAUCUGUAUAUUGGGGGAGAAGAAAACAGCGAAGCUGUCAGAGAAAGCACUGAAAGUGGAGAUGAAUUUGAAAGCUAAAAGACUCAGAAACCGAGUUUUGAACAGUGAUUUUGAGUGCGAUGAUUUUGUGAUGUUUGAUCACAGCCACAUGGCUUCAGCAGCAGCAGCCGAGAGCCCUAAACUGGUAUCGAGUUCGAGCGUCAAGAGCUAUUCCGCAAAGCCUUUCUUGGCUAGACAUCUCUCUUUUGGGUCCAGAGGUAACAGUAAAUCCACUAAAGAAGAUCUUCCUGUCAGAAAGAAAGGCUUCUUCUGGACUAAAUCCAGCAAAAUAUGAGCUUAUUCUGCGUUGCUCUGUGAAGCAUAGAACUCGAAACACACACACACGGACACGGUACCAUUCAUUUAAGACAGGCCAUUCGUAGUUGCACAUUGUCUUCAUUUGCUUUUUUUUUUUAAAUUGGUUACUUAAUUUUCACACUUGUAAAGUUACAAAUUUAGAAUACAAAAUUGGGGUUGAAAACAACAUUGAAUCACUAGUCUAUAAAUUAUUCUGGAUGUGCAUAGA